Messenger RNA from Nymphalis io (European peacock), 1723 nucleotides. RefSeq lists its product as uncharacterized. The record is from RefSeq and is a predicted model, not a curated record. Lineage: Eukaryota; Metazoa; Arthropoda; Insecta; Lepidoptera; Nymphalidae. The transcript has 5 exons. The coding region runs from base 327 to 1190 and encodes 287 amino acids.
CUAUAUUGUAAUAAAAUGAUUCUGUAAUUAUUAGUAAAUAUUUUAUAUUAAUAGUGUCUUAGUAUAUAUUAAAUGGGUAUAAAGUUAAUAUAAUGUGGUAUAAUUUAAAAAAAAAUUGAACAAAGGCUUAAUAUACAGAGCAUUCUUGCUAUUUUUUAAGUAAAAAGUCUAGUUCAAUUUAUAUGCGUAUUUACAGUGGUGAUGUAGAUAUUUUUUUAAUCUAGUCAAGCAUUGAAAGAUGUAGAAAUGAUUUAAUUAAAAUAAUUCUAUUAUAUUUUUACGCAAAAGGGAAGUUAAUUUGCAAAGUGCUAUUUUCCUAAAUUCCGAUGCAUUUCUGGAUCGACAAACGCAGCCAGUGCGCUUAUAGCGGUCGCCACCGCGUACCGUCCUCAUUAUCAGCCGGCGUGGGGCGGUCGCGAGGGCGCGUGUGCGCGGCGGCGGGCCGCAAGGGCAUGGCGGCGCCCGUGCACCGCUUCGCUCCCGUGGACUGCGCGCCGCGCCGCCCCAGACCGCUACGACACUAUGGGCCACCACCGAUGCCCGCUGUACACUCGAGUAGGCGUCAAAAUGAAGAGUCAAGUCUGUACGUGGAAAUUCCUCCGGAACCGCCUCAGCCCACUAUCGCGAGUCUCGCAGCAGCCCGCAGCGUGACGCCGGACACAUUGCUGCGGACCGCGGCGCUGGGACUCCACCACUCGCCUAUGAUGGCUCCUCAUUUAAAGUUCGGGAUGCUGGUUUCUUUUGCGUUAGCGACCGUGUUUCUCGCUGGAGCGAAGUAUUAUUUCGAUCGGCAGCUGAUGCGCGGCAACGGCGGCGGCGCGGAGAGCAGCGGCGAGGCGGGCGUGGUGUGCGCGGCCGUGGCGUGCGUGUGCGGCGUGGGCUGCGCGCUGUCGCUGUGCCGCGCGCGCCGCCCGCCGCCCGCGCCGCCCGCGCCGCCCGAGCGCGUGUCGUCCACGGCGCGCCGCCCGCUGCCGCGCACGCCCACGCGAGAGGUGACCCUGAACGAACCAGAGGACAUAUCGCUGAUGACGCUGUCGCGGCCGGAGCGCGCGACGGCCCCGGGCGGCGCCGACGCGCGCGGCGCUGGCGCCGGUCCGGGCGCGGAGGCCCCGCCCCCCUACCACAUCGCGGUGCUGCUGCCGGCCCGCGCGCCCUCGCCGCCGCCGCCAGCCUACUCGGCGCUCAGCUAGCCCACACCCUGCCCCGCGCCGGAGCUCAUCAUAUAGUGGCCGCGGCUGGGGCGCUCACGUUCGUGUCGUGAUACAUCAGAAUGUGUUCGUUUGUGGUAACACCCCUAUGGGUUAUUUGUGAAGUGAUUGAAAUGAUCUCAGAUGUGUGGAAUUGUAUGUUGAAGACAUAAGAAAAACAAUACAAGAUGUCGUCGUGCGAUCCUCUUAAGUAUACAUCUGAUGCGGAUUUAGUGGAAUGUUAAUAAUAUUAUUUCGGUGCGUUGCGUUAUGAUAAAAUAUAUUUUUAUUAAUUCAAAACAUUCCACCUUCUUUGGCUUCGGGUAAACUAAUUUCGCGAUAAUUAUGACUAAUAAUCUAAAGUAAUUGUUAGACAAACUAGACUAAUUUAUAUUUACGUGUGUCGUGUACAGACCAACGUAAUAAAAUUUUAAUUGGUGUGCCAUAUUUAUCUCUUAGAUUAAUAGUAAAUAAAAAAAAAAUGUCGGCCUAAUUUUAAAUUAUCAACUUUAAUAAAUUUUUAACAUGCAAUACAC